Messenger RNA from Ictalurus punctatus (channel catfish), 1627 nucleotides. RefSeq names its product growth hormone releasing hormone receptor a (gene ghrhra). The record is from RefSeq and is a predicted model, not a curated record. Gene Ontology annotation, cellular component: plasma membrane. Gene Ontology annotation, molecular function: vasoactive intestinal polypeptide receptor activity; G protein-coupled peptide receptor activity; peptide hormone binding. Gene Ontology annotation, biological process: cell surface receptor signaling pathway; adenylate cyclase-modulating G protein-coupled receptor signaling pathway. Bases 1 to 1260 code for a protein of 419 amino acids. Lineage: Eukaryota; Metazoa; Chordata; Actinopteri; Siluriformes; Ictaluridae. The transcript is spliced from 12 exons.
AUGCAGGUGGAGGCCAUCCACCCAGUUUGCGCCAUCAUCUCACAGCACAUGAAGGCUCAGGAGCUCUGCAGUCAGACCAAGAAGGAAGAGAGCAAGAACCAAACGGAACAACAGGGCUGCAAGACAGAAUGGGAUGAGAUUCGGUGCUGGCUCAGAGCUGACGUUGGCCAGGUGGUUAACGUGUCCUGUUCGGAAGUUUUCCAGCACUUAUCCAGCAAGCAAGGUUACAUCUACAGGAUCUGCACAGCAGAAGGCUGGAGUCACCUGUACCCACCUUAUGAGAAAGCCUGUGAGUUUAAAAAUGGCACAGAGCCUGAAUUGAAGACAACCUACUUCUCAACGUUUAAGCAGGUGUACACAGCAGGAUAUGCCACGUCUCUGAUAUCUCUCAUAACUGCUAUCUUAGUCUUCACUUUCUUCAGGAAGUUCCACUGUACCAGGAACUACAUACACAUCAAUCUCUUUUCCUCCUUCAUUCUCCGGGCCAGUGCCGUUUUCAUCAAAGAUGCAGUUCUUUUCUCAGACGAGUCUCUUGACCACUGCCUAAUGUCCACAGUGGCGUGUAAAUCUGCUGUAGCUUUCUUCCAGUUCAGCAUCCUGGCUAAUUACUUCUGGUUGCUGGUGGAAGGCAUGUACCUGCAGACGCUGCUCGCUCUCACCUUCGUCUCGCAGAAGAAGUACUUCUGGUGGUACUUUCUGACCGGAUGGGGUGUACCGUCAGUUGUCCUUAUUGUUUGGGUGUUGGCACGAAAUUUCUACAACAACAGUGGAUGCUGGGAUGACAUGGAUAACACUGGCAUCUGGUGGAUAAUCAAAGGUCCAAUAACAGCAUCCUUGUUUGCCAACAUUAUCAUCUUCCUAAACGUGAUCCGGAUCCUGGUCGAGAAGCUCAAGUCAACCAGUGUAGGAGGCAAUGACACCGGCCAUUUCAUGAGGUUGGCUAAGUCCACAUUGUUCUUGAUCCCUCUGUUUGGGAUGCACUACACCGUGUUUGCCUUCCUGCCGGAGAACACGGGAGAAAUGGCGCGACUCUACAUCGAGCUUGGCCUAGGCUCCUUCCAGGGCUUUGUGGUUGCUCUUCUGUACUGCUUCCUCAAUGGAGAGGUGCAAGCCGAGCUGAAGAGGAUCUUGUGGAAGUGGAAGACCCAGAAUCAACUCAGUCCUGGUAAAAAGCGCCGCGUAACAGUCACUCAGAUUAGCGUACUGGAGAGGGGCGAACCGCAGGCACAUUUCAGUUGCACUAAAGUCACGUCGGUGUGAAUGUCCAACUUCAAGUCCGAGUCGCAUCAAUGGGAAUGCAAGCAAACGGCAAUACCCUUGCAUCUUCUGCGGAUGCAAAGGGAUGUGAGAUACAGAGCGGAAUCUCAGGAAGUGUUCAAAUGCAUUUAAAGGUAUUCGAACGUGGACUGGCUUGAACAACCAGAAGAUAACAGAAAGCCUACGGGUUAGUGAAGAAGUGACCUGCUUCAGAUAGGUUGUUCCAGAAGAUCUUGCACUGUCUAUAAAGCUCCUUUAGACAUAAUAGCUAUAUGCAUAAUAGCUGUGAUGAACAUUUUGAGCACAAUUGCUGAGGAUUCAUAAGAUCAGAUUUAACUCCAUGCUACAGCGCCAUUAUUCGGGUCGGCAU